UACACAGAGAAAGAGAGAAAAAAAGAGAGAAAAGUUGGGGAGUAGGAAGUUUUUCAAACUACACAAAACAAAUACUGCUUUUGGCACUUUUCAUCCCUCUCGAUGUCUCUAAAUAUAUAUUCGAAAUUCCUCCUUUAAUUAUCAUGAAUUAUCAUGCUAUGCUAUGCCUGUUACUUGUUCUGUCUUCAUUAAAAAAAACACACAGAAAAAAAAGAAGAAAAAAUAUUUAGAGGUAAAUUAAGCUCCGCCCCCUUUAGCACACUGUUUAUUGCCACACCAGAGCGCCGCUUAGUAACGAUCUCGCGAGAUGCCUCGCGAACACAGCAACAAGACAACCAAAAUAAAGUGAGCACAACAAACCCGGAGCGCAUGAUGGCGGCUUUGCUGCUGCGCCGGGAUAAGAGAUCCACCGCCGCCCACCUGAAGGCAGACCUCCAGCGGGCCGACAACAGCUCGGGGCUGCGGCAGCUGCGGGAGCUGCUGGACACCGUGCUGGACCCGCAGCGCGGCUCGGACCCUGACCCGGAGGGGCUGGACUGGUGUAAAUGGCUGCUGGCCGGAGGGGACGCUUUCGACGAGUUCUGCCGGACCGUCCGAUCCUACGAUAACGCCACCCUCUGCGGGCUGGUGUGGACAGCCAACUUCGUGGCCUACCGUUGCCGGACUUGCGGCAUCUCUCCGUGCAUGUCGCUGUGUGCGGAGUGCUUCAAUAACAGCGAUCACACGGGCCAUGAUUUUAACAUGUUCCGGAGUCAGGCCGGCGGGGCCUGUGACUGCGGGGACGGGAACGUGAUGAAAGAGAGCGGGUUUUGUAGUAGGCAUCGGUUAAAAACGGGAGAGAAUGUGCCAUCAGUCCCUUGGGAUCUGCUGCUCAUGUCUGAGAUGGUGCUGCCGCGGUUUAUCAUCACUAUCAUUCAGUACCUGAGAGACGGCUACACUGAACCAGAGUCGGCCACUGACCGAGAUCUGCAGAAGGUUCUGCAGCAGUUGGAGCCGCACAUAUCGUUCUUAGAAGAGCUCACCAAGAUGGGCGGGGCCAUGCGCACCGUUCUCACCAAGAUCUUAACCAAUCAGCAGACGUUUAAAGAACUGAGCAUGGGUGAGUAUGAGAUGUGA
Molecule: messenger RNA, 1116 nt
Organism: Pimephales promelas (fathead minnow)
Lineage: Eukaryota; Metazoa; Chordata; Actinopteri; Cypriniformes; Leuciscidae
Source: RefSeq, a predicted model, not a curated record